CAGAACAUCGGCAGAGGAGGGAGCAGCGCUCACAGCUGAAGCGAGCCUCACUGUGAAGCACAUCAACAAGCAAGCAUGGCCCUGAGUGUUUACUUCCCUGCGAUGCACGUGAUGGAGAGGAGCGUCUGGCCAGGCUGGCCGGUCUGGAAGCCCCGCGGUGAAAGCCUCUUCCAGCAGCUGCAGCGAUACAUGAGGAGCGAGAUCGAGAGGAUGGAGAGAAUCUUCCGUGGAGUCGAUCAGCUCAGCAGCCACACGUGGGCUCCGGGCAGCCUCGGAGACGCACUGCUGCAGCAGCCGGCCGUGAGCAGUGGGUUCCAGAUUGAAGAUCCACAGGAGCAGGGAGACGGGUUUGUCGCGUCCCUGGACGUGCAGGACUUCUCCCCACAGGACCUGGCCGUGAAGGUGUCUGGAGACAAGCUGGUGGUGGCUGGACGGCGCGAGGUGAAGAGCGGAGAAGUCAGCAGCGGCAGCUACAGCCACAGCUGCCAGGAGUUCCACAGGGAGACGCAGCUGCCCAGGGACGUGGACCCGCAGAGCGUGAGCUGCUGCUUGACCCAAGACGGGAAGCUGAAGGUCAAGGCUCAGCGCCGCGCCCUCCCUGCAGCGGCCGAGAGGGUGGUGGCCAUUGAGCAGCCAGCGACAUCGACUCCUGGCACGGCCUCUCAGUCCACUGGCUCCACUCACGCGUAGAGUGGCGUCCUGGAGCAUCCAUUACAGCAACCUGCUUCAUUGAUGUUUUUAUUGUACGGAUAUUACUGGUAGGAACCUCCUGGUUACACCAGCCCACAGGGGAUUAUUGUGUCCGUCGUGCAGGGAGGGGCUGGGUGGGGAGGGGCUGGGUGGGGUGGGUGGGGCUGAGUGGGGGGUGGGAGGGGUGGGGCUGGGGGGGGGGAGGGGCUGGUCACCCCGUGGUGCCCUUAUAAAACUCAACGUUUAACCUACUCACGCCAGCUUGUGCCCGCCCUCACAGUCGGGAAUAUUUGCAGAAUGCACCACGCCGCCGUUGACCCUGGCCAUUGACCGAGCAACCCAACGUUCCUACCACCUCCACAGGAAUGUGUUUAGUUAAAGCAGUUUCUAUUCACGCUAUGUUAACUAAUAUUUCAUUUUUCAGAGUUCACAUUCAACUCCAUUGGAGUAAGUGUAUCGCUGUGCAUGAUUGUCAAAUUGUAUUGCAUCGUGUUAAUUUGCAAUUACACGAUCAUAUAUUACAAUAAGAUAAUGCUAAAUGUUAUCUUCAAGUAUUUUUCAUCGUUAUACAUUGCUAUUUUUCACGUAGUGCCCAUUUUUAACUGAAUCUAAAUAUUUAUUAACAAAACUAUACUCUUUUUUGGCAAUGGUAAAUGACGAAUAUUUUUUUAACAUAAUAAAAUGCCUCUUAAUUUCAUGAAA
Lethenteron reissneri (Far Eastern brook lamprey) is the source of this 1392-nucleotide messenger RNA. RefSeq names its product heat shock protein beta-11-like. Gene Ontology annotation, cellular component: cytoplasm; nucleus. Gene Ontology annotation, biological process: response to heat; protein refolding. NCBI's taxonomy places the organism in Eukaryota, Metazoa, Chordata, Hyperoartia, Petromyzontiformes, Petromyzontidae. The record is from RefSeq and is a predicted model, not a curated record.